Molecule: messenger RNA, 1980 nt
Organism: Closterium sp. Naga37s-1
Lineage: Eukaryota; Viridiplantae; Streptophyta; Zygnematophyceae; Desmidiales; Closteriaceae
Source: the annotation of a GenBank genome assembly
GCGGACGUUCGGAUGCGUGGAGAAGAGCACCCAGGUGUCGAAUUUCCGUCACACGCGCCGCAAGAGACGGCCGACCCGCAGUGCCGGCUUCUGCACCUUCCGGGCGAGCUGCUAUCCUCCAUCGUCGCUCGAGUCGCAGCGUCGGCCAGUUGCCCCGCCGACAUCGCAAAUGUGCGACUGAGCUGUCGCACCAUGCGCGCAACGGCGCACGCCCCCGCAACGCUGGCCGCGGCGAGUUCUGCGGCGGUGGAAGUGAGGCUGCGGCAGUGGUGCCCGCACGCGCACCAGUUCUUGCGGGAGUGCUGCGAGGCAGGCAACGCCCCCGCCAGCCACUUCCUCGGCAUGGUGUCCUUCUACUGUCUCGACCUGCACGAGCAAGGCAUGCGGCUACUGGCGCGGGCAGCCAUGGCGGGCCAUGCACCGGCGCUCUACUCCCUCGCAGUCAUGCACUUCAACGCCAGUGGACCGCUCGCCACGCGCCCUCGUGAUCUUCCCACUGCAGUGCAGUUGUGCAUGCGAGCAGCCUCGGCGUGCUACGUGCCUGCUCUACGCGAGCUGGCGCACUGCCUGCAAGACGGCUGCGGCGUGCCACAAGAUCCGCUCACCGCACACCACCUGCUGGCCCAGGCCAACCUCCUGGAAGCCUCUCAAAGGGUAGCAGCAGCAGCGGUAGCAGCAGCAGUGACAGCAACCGCUGCUGCUGGUGCUGCUGGUGCGGCUGUAAAGUCGACAUCAGUGUACGGAUCUGCGGCUUUCGCACCAGCAUCAGCAUCAGCGGCGGGCCCAGUAGCAACGUCAACGGCGACGCGCGUGCUGCUGUCCGAGAUUGCCGGCGCGGAGGGCCCUGAAGCACUCAUGCUCGUGCAGGCAGAGCCGGCAAAGGGCUCAAGAGCACUGGCUCACGCCGGCUCCUCGCUUGAACCCAAGCACUGGCCCUCCGUGGGCGGUGGCAGGCUGGGCGGUGCCGUGGAACUGCGCAGCAGCGGCGUUGCUCCCAUCGGCUCUCGUGUCGGGGAUGCAAGGGAAGGGAGCAUGGCGGUGGAGCACGGGAGAGUGUGUCCCAUGGUUUCCUUCACCGGGGCCAAAGAUCUGGAGAAGGAAAGGCAGGUGCGGGAGGUGGACGAAGUGGAUGGGGAGGGGAUGGAGGAGGAGGGUUGGAUGAGAGGGGAGGAGUGGGGGGUAAUGGGGUCGCCUACGCCCAGUGAGCUUCUGGAACUGCAGGUGGCAGAGGAGAGAUGUCCCACAGACCCCACUCACCGCUUCCUCGUGGACUGGCAUGCUGCUGCUGCGGCGGCGGCUGCUGCUGCUGGUGCGGACAGGUGUGCUGGGAUGAUGGCCGAUGGGCCUGUGCAUUGGGGCGUUGCAGCCCGUGAUGGUGGUGGUGGUGCCAUGCGAAUGGGUGAGAGCAGCAGCGGUGCAGCGCACCUGGAGGAGUGUGGUGACUUGUGCAGAGAGAGAAGUGCAGGGGUGGGUUUGGAUGUUCUUGUGCGCCCACUAGCACUGCCUAAUUCUCAGCACGGCGCAGCAGCUCAGCUUGCCGCGCAUGAUUUUAUGGGCCUUGCAGGAACGACUGGAGAAGGAAUGCCAGUUGCUGCAGCAACAGGAGCAGCAAUGGAAGCACCAGCAGGAGCAGCAUCAGAAGCAGCAGCAUCAGAAGCAGCAGCAGCAGAAGCAGCAGACGAGUUGGCCACUGCAGAAAGCAGGCCAGGCCCAUUUCACUCCUUCCUUUUUUCGUCCCAUCUGCACUCGCUCACCCCUCUGCAGGCCUGCUCUAACCCAAUGUGUGGGCGGAAGGAGAGCAGGCCAGAGGAGUUCAGAUGCUGUGCGGCAUGUGGAGAGGCUCGGUAUUGCUCCCGAGCCUGCCAGGCAGAGGAUUGGGCAGGCGGGCAUCAAGUGGCGUGCACCAUGCUGGCUGCUGCAGUUAUGGCUGUUGCUGAGUCAGAAGGUGCCCCUCUAAGAAUGUCUGGCGUGGUUGGAUAA